Messenger RNA from Schizosaccharomyces cryophilus OY26, 2814 nucleotides. Its product is annotated as heat shock protein Lhs1. Gene Ontology annotation, molecular function: ATP-dependent protein folding chaperone; ATP binding. The record is from RefSeq and is a predicted model, not a curated record. Gene Ontology annotation, cellular component: endoplasmic reticulum chaperone complex. Gene Ontology annotation, biological process: cellular response to hypoxia; negative regulation of hypoxia-induced intrinsic apoptotic signaling pathway; endoplasmic reticulum unfolded protein response. The transcript has a single exon. Bases 66 to 2621 code for a protein of 851 amino acids. NCBI's taxonomy places the organism in Eukaryota, Fungi, Ascomycota, Schizosaccharomycetes, Schizosaccharomycetales, Schizosaccharomycetaceae.
CGGUUACAUGGAACAGGAUACCUUUUGACUUCUUCCAUUCACAAGCAAUUUCUUUCGAGGUUGCAAUGAGGAUUCCGUUGUUUUUGUUUAUUACAGGCCUUGUUUCAUUUGUAUGGCCUGUAAUUUCCGCUCCAAUCUUGGCUAUCGAUUAUGGUACUGAAUGGACGAAAGCAGCUUUAAUCAAAUCUGGUAUUCCGCUCGAGCUUGUGUUGACUAGGGAUACUCGACGUAAAGAACAAAGUGCAAUUGCUUUUAAGGGUGAUGAUCGACUUUUUGGGGUUGAUGCUGCUAAUCUGGCAACUCGUUCUCCCUCUCAUUCUAUUCGAGAUGUAAAAGAAUUACUGGAUGUUUCAGGAUUGGAGUCAAGUUUGGCUCAGAAGUACUUAGAAACGCAUCCUGCAUUACAGCUUCAAGAAAAUAAAGAGUCGGUAUCUGGAGUAUCCUUUGUCGUUUCAGAUACGGAUUCGUACACAGUAGAAGAAAUCAUCGCAAUGACUAUGGAGCAUUAUAUCAACCUGGCUGAGGAAAUGGCUGAAGAGCCUGUCAAUGACUUAGUUCUAACCGUUCCUCCUCACUUUAAUGAACUACAACGGUUUGUUUUACUCGAUGCUGCACGUUUGUUAAACAAAAACGUCUUGGCUUUAAUCGACGAUGGUUUAGCAGUGGCUCUGGAAUAUUCUCUUUCUCGCUCCUUCUCUGAAGAUACUGUUUACCACAUUGUUUAUGAUGCCGGAUCUGGUUCGAGUUCUGCUACAUUGGUAGCUAUCGAUGCUAUUCCUAAGAGAGCCUCAGGUAAAGACAAAAAUAUGACUCGUAUCCGGUCUUUGGCUAGUUCUACAACCUUGGAUUUAAGCGGAAAUGAACUUAAUCGAAAAAUUAUGAACUUCAUGAAGGAGGCAUUCCAACAGAAGCAUAACAUUGAUUUAUCCCACAAUAAUCGAGCUCUUGCUCGCCUUGAGAAAGAAUCUUUACGGGUCAAGCAUGUCUUGUCUGCAAAUUCUGAAGCCUAUGCUUCAAUAGAAGAAUUAGCUGAAGGAAUCGAUUUUCGCCUGAAGAUUACUCGCUCAGUUUUUGAAUCUUUAUGCCAGGAUUUAGCUAUCGCUGCGGUUUUACCGAUCAAGGAAGCUCUAGUGAAGGGUAACAUAUCCCUUGAAAUCUUGGAUUCUGUUAUUCUUCAUGGAGGAACAUCACGUGUUCCUUUUAUUCAAUCUGCUAUAGCUGAUUAUGUUACGAGUGAUAAGGUUUCAAAAAAUGUAAAUGCCGAUGAGGCUUCUGUGAAAGGAGCUGCCUUUUAUGGCGCUAGUUUCACUAGUAGCUUCCGUGUAAAACCUGUCCUCGUUCAAGGAGCAGUUUACAGACCCUAUUCACUUACUUUGAGUAAUAUGCAUUCAUUAGUUGCGUUACCUGAUUCCACUCCAUAUGGAUCUUCCCAUUUAGUUGCUAUGAAUAUCAGCGACCUGGGAACACAUCCUUCUUUACCUGUUUAUAAUGACGGUACUCUUAUUGGAGAAAUCAGUAUUAAUAACUUAACUGAAGCCUUGAAACAAGCUGAUUCCUGCUCUGAGAAGCAUGUACUAUUUGAAUUCUCUGUUGAUUCAUUUAAGGGAAUCUUUACCCCUGUACAUUCAUACGUGGCGUGCGAGAAUAAGUCGGGUUCAGCCUCUGGCAUUGGAGGAAAAGUUAAAAGUCUUUUCAAUAACUAUCAUACUGGGAAAUUGAACGAGGAAGCAUUAGAGCUUCAUAACUUGGGUUUUGUUUACAAACGUUAUAAAGAAUUGUCUGAUGAUUCUCUUCAAAGGUUUUCGGAUAGGCUUGCGCUUCGUUCUUUGAAAGAUAAAAACAAGGUUUUACAUGAAAGUGCUCUUAAUGAAUAUGAAAGCUUGCUCUAUCGAGCUCAAAGUUUGUCUGAUGAUGAUGAAAUAUUAAUAUACGCCAAUUCAGAAGAAGCAAAAGCCUUGAAACAAAUAGCCGUCGAAGAUUUUGACUGGUUAAUUGAAGUUGGUCCAACCGCCGAUACGAAUGAAGUUUUAACUAAGCAAAAGAAGCUCAACGAUAUUCUUCAUGCUAUAUCAUAUCGUCAUGAUGAAAAUCAAAAAUUUAAAAUGAGUUUUGAAAACCUUAACUCGACUAUGGAGAGGGCGGAAGCUCUUUUGUCUAGCUUUGAUAUCCCGUCGUAUCCAUUAACGGAGUAUGAUGAAAAAGACGUGAAGAGAGUUGCGUCCAUCCGUAAUUCUUCUCAUAAGAAAUUAAGUGAACAAUAUGGAAACAUUACUUCGUGGCUCGAUGAUAACUUGAAGAAGCAUGUCUCAAGAGCCGAAUACGAAGAUCCUGUUAUCACUACUUCAGAAAUGGAUCAUAAAACUAAGAAACUUCAAAACUUGGUAUAUGAAUAUCUUCGACGUUCACUUCAACACCCGAAGUUAAAGCCUAAAACUAAAGUACCCUCCUCUUCAUCUCAGGCUACUCCUUCGUCUGAAAAAGCCGAUCACGAGAUUACAGAGUCCUCUAAAAGCUUUACAGAAAGCGAUUCGGAACCAACCUCCACAGAGACUUUGGAUACAACGACUGCCAAAUCUACUUCUUCAGCUAACGACGAUAAUGAUUUUGAGGAUGAACUUUAACCUCGAUGUUGUACACCUUGUUUUAUUUAUCAAUAAACGUAAGAACUAAAAUAAUCCGAUUUUAUGCACGAGCUCAGUUAUUUAGCUGGCCAAAUGACCUUGGAGAUAGAAAACUAGAUUACAUAGACUGAUUUGAUAGCCUUUAGAAUACGAAAUGUUAUUGAAUAACUAUAUUUUAAACUAUAAGGUUGUC